AUGUCGUUACAUUUUCGAACAGUCCAUUUCGGCCUUAGCCAACAGUCUACCAGACAUGUCUCGAAGAUGGGCUCAUGCCUCUCGUCACGUACUAGUCUACGUACUCUAGCCUCACAUACAGAUCUCCCUAAAUCUCGUCGACGCCUUAAAUUCGACGCUACGGAACCAAUGACUAUCAAAGAAAGUCUCAAAAUCGAACAGAAACGAGAGGCACGGAAGAGUAUAGAAAGAGAGACUGCUUUGUACGAAGCCACACAGAACAUCCCAACAUUCACUGAGACGCUGAAGAACCAUGGGAAAUGGCCAUUGAACAGAGUUACACCCAGCAUUCUGCAGGUCAAUAUUGGCAAGCUUUGCAACCUUACCUGUCAUCAUUGCCAUGUAGAAUCAGGACCAACCAAAGUAAGGGAGAAUAUGGAUGCUCAGACAGUACAACGCUGUAUCGAGCUUGUUCAGAAAACCCCGUCGAUCGAGACCGUGGACAUUACUGGAGGUGCACCCGAGCUCAACCCGCACUUUCGAACACUUGUGGUGGAAGCACGAAAGCUCGGUAAAAGCGUCAUUGACCGCUGUAACCUGGUUGUGCUCUUCGAGAAGGGCCAGGAAGAUCUAGCGCCUUUCCUCGCCGAAAACGGAGUUCACGUUGUUGCAUCGUUGCCCUGCUAUACAGAGGACAAUACCGACAAACAGCGCGGAAGGCGCGUGUUCGAAGACAGUAUAGACGCGCUGAAGACCUUGAACCGACAUGGUUAUGGUCAGCAAUCUAGCCCAUUACGCUUGGACCUGGUCUACAACCCGCUUGGCCCGAACCUGCCUGGCCCACAGUCUUCACUCAAUGCUGCGUACCAUGAUCAACUCUUCAGAGAACAUGGUAUCGUGUUCAACUCAUUGCUGACUAUCACCAAUAUGCCGAUACGACGCUUCGCCGACUCACUACUACAGAGUGGACAAUACCUGCCAUAUAUGGAAUUGUUGACUAACUCCUUCAACGUAAGCACUGUCGACCAGCUAAUGUGUCGAAACACUAUCAAUGUGGCGUGGGACGGGAAAAUCUACGAUUGCGAUUUCAACGCCGCCAUGGGAAUGGGCAGAUCCAACGAGGCAGGACAGAGCGUUGAUUUGUGGAAUAUAGAUUCACUGGACGACCUAACCGGCAAUCGUAUCUAUACCGGAAAGCACUGUCUAGGAUGCACAGCUGGUGCCGGUUCUAGCUGUGGCGGUGCUCUGGAAUAA
Messenger RNA from Lithohypha guttulata, 1233 nucleotides. RefSeq lists its product as uncharacterized. NCBI's taxonomy places the organism in Eukaryota, Fungi, Ascomycota, Eurotiomycetes, Chaetothyriales, Trichomeriaceae. The record is from RefSeq and is a predicted model, not a curated record. The transcript has 2 exons. Bases 1 to 1233 code for a protein of 410 amino acids. Gene Ontology annotation, molecular function: catalytic activity; iron-sulfur cluster binding.